AUGCUAGCCAGAAUUUUCAGGUCCAAGAACACAAUCCCACUUGCUAUCGGUACCACUGCUAUUGCAGCCUCAUUUUGGUACUCUACUGCCAUUAGAAAUGAUACCCUUAAGACAUUCAACGGAGAUGAUAAAUGGAUCGACCUAAAAAUCGCCAAGAUCGAAGACGAAUCGCAUGACACACGUCGCUUUACAUUUGCAUUGCCAAGCGAAGACCAUGUUACCGGUCUACAUACUGCAUCUGCGCUUUUAGCCAAGUUUGUGACUCCUAAGGGGUCCAACGUCGUACGUCCCUACACACCAGUGAGCGACAUCUCUGAGAAGGGCCACUUCCAACUGGUUAUCAAGCACUACAAGAAUGGUAAGAUGACCGAGCACCUCUUUGGUCUCAAGCCAGAUGACACUGUGAGCUUCAAGGGCCCUAUAUUGAAAUGGAAAUGGGUUCCUAACUCCUUCGACACCAUCACCCUACUCGGUGCAGGAUCCGGUAUUACACCCUUGUUCCAAUUGGUGCAUCAUAUUGCUCAAAACCCUGAUGACAAGACCAAGAUCAACUUGUUGUAUGGUAACAAGACUCCAGGCGACAUUUUGUUGAGAAAGGAACUUGAUGAGAUCCAAGCUAAAUACCCUGACCAGGUCAAGGUCACUUACUUCGUUGAUCAACCAGAUGAUUCUUUCAAGGGUGAAAAGGGCUUCAUUACCAAGGAAUUCCUACAAUCCCACAUUCCUAAGCCUACUGAGAAAGCUCAAAUUUUCGUAUGCGGUCCACCACCUUUCAUGGACGCCUACUCUGGUAAUAAGAAGUCUCCAUCCGAUCAAGGUGACUUGACCGGUAUUCUAAGUGAAAUGGGUUACACCAAGGAUCAAGUUUUCAAAUUCUAA
This is a messenger RNA of Lachancea fermentati, 879 nucleotides long. Lineage: Eukaryota; Fungi; Ascomycota; Saccharomycetes; Saccharomycetales; Saccharomycetaceae. The record is from the annotation of a GenBank genome assembly.